GCCUGCAGCGUUAACCCUCUGUGGGCCUCAGAAGGAGGUUCCCCGGGGGGUCUGGCAACUCUUUGUGGACAGCACAGAAGGGGACCUGCAUGUGAGGCUUUGAACUUGGUUGCUUAUCUAUGUCAGGAGCAUGGUUCUCAUGAGCAUUUGAUGAUAAUGAUGAUGAUGAUGAUUUGCCAACGCCCCCAAAGAAUCGGCCUUUGGUUCUGGAGCCACACAAUCCCUGCCCCUCCCAGUACUGAGGUCCUACUUGGUACGUAAGAAUGCGUGGGGUGUCCUGAGGGCGUCGUGACUGUGUUUUUAGAAAGGGAAGCUGAUGGGCUGAGAGUUGAGGAUUGGAAAACUUAAGAACUCUCUACAUGCAAUGUAACAUUGCCACCAACUGGCCCUGUGACCUGAAGCAAGCGACACAGCUCCCUGGGCCUUAGCUUUCUCGGUUCUGGAUGACAGAGCGAGGGGAGCGAGGCACUAACUCAGUACUUUCCGGCACUCAUGGUACCUACAGGAGGUGAAUCUGGUCGAAGGGUGAUGUUGGACUCAGUGACACACAGCACCUUCCUGCCCAACGCGUCCUUCUGCGACCCCCUGAUGUCCUGGACUGACCUGUUCAGCAAUGAAGAGUAUUAUCCUGCCUUCGAGCACCAGACAGCCUGCGACUCCUACUGGACGUCCGUCCACCCCGAGUACUGGACGAAGCGCCACGUCUGGGAAUGGCUCCAGUUCUGCUGCGACCAGUACAAGCUGGACACCAACUGCAUCUCCUUCUGCCACUUCAACGUCAGCGGCCUGCAGCUGUGCAGCAUGACCCAGGAGGAGUUCGUGGAGGCAGCGGGCCUCUGCGGGGAGUACCUGUACUUCAUCCUCCAGAACAUCCGCUCCCAAGGUUACUCCUUCUUCAGUGAUGCUGAAGAGACCAAGGCCGGCAUCAAAGACUAUGCUGAUUCCAGUUGCCUGAAAACAAGCGGCAUCAAAAGUCAAGACUGUCCCAGUCACAGUCGAACGAGCCUCCAAAGUUCUCACCUCUGGGAAUUCGUGCGCGACCUGCUCCUGUCUCCCGAAGAAAACUGCGGCAUCCUGGAGUGGGAAGACAGGGAGCAGGGCAUUUUCCGGGUGGUGAAAUCCGAGGCCCUGGCAAAGAUGUGGGGACAAAGGAAGAAAAAUGACAGAAUGACGUACGAGAAGUUGAGCAGAGCUCUGAGGUACUACUAUAAAACGGGAAUUCUGGAACGGGUCGACCGAAGGUUAGUGUACAAAUUUGGAAAGAACGCACACGGGUGGCAGGAAGACAAGCUAUGACCGGCUCCAUCGUCUGGCUCCUGUUGAUGGAUUUCUGUUUUAAAGCUAUCACGUCGCAAUAGACAUUUGCAAGUCUUGGUUUUCGGUUUGUUUGUUUUUUAAACGUGCAAACGUGCUGAUAAAGUUUCUCCACAUCUCCGCUUACAUUUGGAUUCAGAGUUGUUGUCUCCUCACGGGUGAUGGCAGCAACCCUUAAGAAAUCCCACUGCUUUUUUUUUCACCCGGGGGCGGGCGGGGGGGGAUCUUUCCUGGUACCUUGAGCAAACAUGGCUUCCCUAUUCGAGAGGCGCAGAACCUCAGCAGCCAGAGCCACGGGUGCCGCUCAGAGGAAGGGACCCACCUCUGCCUUUAGACUCACCCGGUGCUCCCAUCCCCAAAGCUCCAAAGUUUCCACGCACUGAGCUGUGGCAACUCACAAAGGGAAGAAGUGAUUCGUUCGUAUUUAAUAUAACAGGAAGGGGUGACGUGCUAAGACAAACAUACUGUAGGUUUUACAUCGUUAAAAUUCCAUAGAAAAGCUUCUUAAUUAGUGGAAGGGCUAAGCCAUCCAGCUGAGCGUAGGUUAACAAGAUGUUUCUCAACCAGCACAUCUUCAUGGCCACUCGUCAACACUCCCACAGCAUCCUUACCAAAUAACACACUUACCAUUAGACACAUUCUUCAUUCUUGCUGAGUUUAUUUCCCCUCUUCUCC
Molecule: messenger RNA, 1989 nt
Organism: Myotis davidii
Lineage: Eukaryota; Metazoa; Chordata; Mammalia; Chiroptera; Vespertilionidae
Gene: ELF5
Product: E74-like factor 5 (ets domain transcription factor)
Exons: 7
Coding region: 493-1296 (267 amino acids)
Biological process (GO): cell differentiation; regulation of transcription by RNA polymerase II
Cellular component (GO): nucleus
Molecular function (GO): sequence-specific DNA binding; DNA-binding transcription factor activity, RNA polymerase II-specific
Source: RefSeq, a predicted model, not a curated record